Molecule: messenger RNA, 12953 nt
Organism: Salvelinus sp. IW2-2015
Lineage: Eukaryota; Metazoa; Chordata; Actinopteri; Salmoniformes; Salmonidae
Source: RefSeq, a predicted model, not a curated record
AUGCAGCUACAGCAGACCUCUCAGUUCUUUCGCUCCAGGACACAAGGUGGCUCGGAGCUCUCCCUAGCCCAGCGGCAGGCCUCCCAGCCUGACCACACCUCCCACGACCUCUCCUCACUCCCCAACCACCUGGAGGUCCCAGUAACAGAACCAGGGAACCAAAUACACACACUUCGAAUGGGACAUGAACAGACUGGAGCUGGGUGUGAGAGCCUAGAACAAUGUAUUGAUCCUGAGAUGGAUGUACUGAUGCACACAUUGAGGAGAGAGCUGCUAGAGGAGAGGGAGAAAAACCAGCUCAUUCUUUCCCAACUAGAAGAGGAGAGGAAAGGGAGGGAGGAGGAGAGGAGAGAGAUCCACCAGUACACGGAGGAGAAGGAGGUGUUGAAUAGGGAAUUGCAGGAGCUAAGGAGGAGACUGGAGGAGGAGGCGAGGGAGAGAAAGAACGAGAGGGAGGAUGAGCGAGAGAUCAGGGAAAGGCAGGAAGAGGAGAAGAGGAGACUUGGAGAGGAGGUGCAGAGAGUCAGACAGCUGUUGGGGGAGAGAGGGAGAACGAGGGAGGAGUUGGGAUUCAAGGCUUCUAAAGACAAACUGAACCAGGCAAAGGCUAGUGUGGAGGAGGAGGAGGAGGAGGAUAGAGGGAGAGAGGAGUGCCUUCUGGACGUGUCCCUCCCAACUGAUGGCACCCCGCUGUUGGAGCGCUACUUGUCCUCGGCCCUCCCCUCACACUCAUCCUGGGCCAAUGAAAGUCUGGAGGAGUGCAGCCUGCUGGACGAGCACAACCUGCUAGACAACUCUGGCAACUACAGGUUUGAGCUGGACAGUGAUAUCGUUAGUGGUGGUCACCAAUCCCAGCUGUCCUUUUCGCAGGAAGAACAAACUCACUUUUCCGUCCCACCAUCCACUGCACAGUCCCCCCACCCUGACCCUGAGAACGAAACCUUGCCCUCUUUCACCUCCCAGUGGCAGAACGACCCCUUCUCUGUCUCACGAGACCCCAGCGAGACCUCUGAGAGACUCAGUGAGACGUCGGAGAGUCAGGAGGUCUCAGACCUGGGCAAGGAGCUGCUCAUCCAGCAGUGUGGAGACCUCAGGGAGGAGGUGGCUCUGAGGGAGAGGGAGAAGGAGGUGGUGAUGGAGGAGUUGAGGAGGAGCGCUGAGGAGCUGGAGGAGGCCAGAGCCAGGUGGGCCCAGGUCUCUGAGGAGCUGCAGGAGGUGCACUGGGAGCUUGAGGAGGAGCAGGAGAAGAGGAGGAGAGCUGAGGAGGAGGUCAGCCUGAAAACACACGAGGAGGACAAUCUGAAGAACAGACUCUGCACCUUACUGGAGGAGAGAGAGAAAGAUAUGGAGAAACUCAACUCCUCUCCUCUCCUKGAAAAGGAGGGAGGUACCCUCCUCCCCAGCCAGGAGCGAGUGAUGGAACAGCUAAAAGAGGAGYAAUCUCUCCUCCUCUCUCGUCUAAAACAGCAGGAAGAGCUGCUCUCCUCUGUCCGGUUGGAGAAAGGAAGCAACAAGGAGAAAGAGGGGGAGCUGAGGGAGGUGGAGGAGGAGAAGAGUGUCCUCCUCUCCAGGUUGAGGCAGCAGGAGCAGCUGGUCUCCUCUCUGCAGGAGGUGAAACAGGCAGGAGACUCUGUCUCCUCUGAAGUCCAUGCUCUGUUUGGACGACAGCUACAGUCACUACAGACCCAUCGUGACCAGCUUCUAGCCCUGCUGGAAGAAACUAAAUCCAGGCACAAAACCACCACUGCCCUCCUCGGUCAGAAAACCCUGGAGCUCGACACCGCUCAGAAAGAGAUGGACAYAGUCCAAAAGGAGGCGGAGACAGCGAGGCAGGAGGCGGAGGAGAGGGAGAGGAGGAUAGAGCAGACAGAGAGGGAGAAAACAGAGGUAGAGUCUGAGUUGCUGUGUCUGAGACAGAACAUGCGUAACCUGGAGGAGGUGCAGGCCCAGGGAGCGAGGGAGGAGGGCAGAAGGAGAGAGGAGGAGAUGGACAGAACCACGCGGAGGAUGGAGAAGGUGAUGGCGGAGGAGCUGGAGGAGUUCCAGAGACAGCUCCGAACCAAGGAGGAAGAGGUGGAGGAGGAGCGGGAGAAGUGGGAGGAGGAGAGGCAGGAGAAGGACGAGGAGGUGCAGGGGGUGAGACGCCUGCUGGAGGAGCAGCGGAGGGAGAGGGAGCAGGAGGUGAAAGCGCUCCUGGAGCAGCAGAUGCGGUCUGUGGAGGAGGCCACAGAGAGACUGAGGAGAUCUCACAGUGAGGACGUGCAGGAGCUGCAGGAGAAACACCAGGAGGAGGUGUCUGAGCUGAGCAGCCGUCUGGAGAGAGAGCUGUGUGAGCAGAGGCACAGUCUGGAGGAGGAGCAGAAGAGACAGAUCAGCCUGAUCAAACAGGUGAACGAGAGAGAACACCAGAGGAUGCUGUUGGAGAUGAUGUCACAGCAGAGGGAGGAGCUUAGCCGUUUGAAGGCUGAGCUAUCAGGGGAACAGAGGGAGAGCAUGGAGGCAGCCCACCAAGCAGAACUACUGCAGAUACAGAGCCAACAGGCCCUGGAGCUGGAGGCGCUGCGUCUGAGCCUGACCAACCACCAAACGACCCAGCUAGAGCUCUCCCAGGCCAACCUGCAGCGGGAGCGGGAGGCCUCUCUAAGCGAGCUCCAGGCUUCCCUCAGGGAGAAGUGGGCCCAGGAGAGGGCCGUGCUGCAGGCCAGACAGCAGUUUGAGGUGGAGAGGCUGAGAGCUGAGUGUGAGGAGAGGAUCCAGCGAGAGCAGCAGGAGUAUCAGAGGAACAUGGAUGCUCUGAGGCAGGAGUGUGAGAGUCGUGUCUCCCAGGAGAGAGCGUCCAUGGAGGAGCGGCAGGCUGCAGAAAUAGUGGCCUUGAGGUCCCGUUGGCAGCAGGAGUCAGAGAAGGCCCAGUCAGAGCUCCAGACACAGCUGUCAGGGGCUCAGGCAUCACUCUCUACCCAGGCAGCCUUCACCCAGACUGGGGCAGAUCUGUCCGAGGCCCYGGCUAGCCUGGAAGAGCUCCAGAGGCUGGAGGGGGAGCUGAGCCAGGCCUGGAUCGAGAGGGACGCUGCUGCCCGUGCAGUAGAGGAUCUGGUGUCCAGACAUCAAGUGGUGCUGCAGGAGAGAGAAGAGCAAACACUGCAGCUACAGCAGGAGGUAUGUUGUCUGCAUGGAGAGCAGGUAACUCUGAGACAGACUUGUGACCAGGAGGUCUCUCAGCUCUGGGCUCAGCUAGGCAACAUGAGGACCAGCCGCCAGGAACUGGGAGAGUUGAAGGAGCAGCUGCUAGCUCGUUCGUCGCGGGUGGAUGACAUCGAGCGUCUGAAGGCGGAGUUUAACGAGCAGAGGCGGGAGAUCAAUGAGCAGAAUGAGGUUGAGCUGGAGAACCUGAGGAGGUACUUUGAGCAGCGUCUGCGAGUAGCAGAGGAGAGCUACCGGGAGGAGAUAGCCCUGCUGCAGCUGAGACUGGUGGAGGGAGCCCUGGAGGACUCUGUACUCAAGACCCAGGAUGCUAGUUUCCUGUCUGAAGGGAGAGGMGAGGAGGAGAGGACCGAUAUUCUGGCUGAGAUCACACUGAAACUGGAGAAACACCAGGAGGCAUUUGACCAGCUGCGUAUCCAGUUGGAGGAGAGACACACUCAGGAACUGUCUAACCUACAGUCCUCUAUGGCCCUGUCCUACAGAGAGGAGCUGCUACAGGUGCGUUCGGACCUGACUGAUCGUUACUAUGGCGACCUGCAGGAGCUGAAGACUCGCCACGCCCUCGAGAUGGAACAACUCCGCGCUAAACUGUCAGACAGCAAUGUCAGAGAGCUGACGAGGGUGCGUCUGGAGGCUGCCAGACAGGUGGAGGUGGAGGUGGAGCAUAGGAUGUGGUGUCACUCUGAGGAGCUGCAGACCAGAACGACCAUGAUCCAGAACUUGGAGACACGACUGGCUGCCCUGGCAGACACACACAACCUGGAGCUACACUCACACACUAUGAAGUUGAAGCAGAGCUUUGCUGAGGAGCUGGGUGUGAAACUAGCAGAGGAACAUAAGGAGGAGAGGGAGCGAGUGAUGGAGGAGAUGACCCUGAGGAGAGAGGUGGAGGUGCAGAGGCUCAGACAGGCACUCCAAGAGGAGGAGGAGGCACGGGUCUCUGCCCUGAGAGAGGAGCUGGAGAGAGGGAUGGCGGAGGAAAGGAGCGCUCUGGAGAAAGGGAUUGAGGAGGCGAGAGCGGCGCUCAGGAGUCUACAAUCCUCACUGGACAACGACCUGAACCCCCAGGCGGUGGCAGUGAGACAGAGACUAGAGUCCCAGUACGAAGCUGAGCUGACCAGGGCCAAGUCCACCAUGGCUGCUGAGGUCAAGGAGUUGACUGCUCUGCUUCAGGAGCAGGGAGACCAGAGGCUAUGCCAAGCCCAGGACAGGUUCCAGGAGGAGAGGGGGGAGUUGGAGCAGCGUCUGGCCCAGCAGGGUGAGGUUUCUCUGGGGGAGCUGAGGGAGGAAUACAUGGCCGCCAUGGAACUCCUGAAAACCACGCUACUGACCAACCACACGAAGGACAUGGACACACUACGAACCAAUCACAAAGCAGAACUGGACUCCUUGUUGGCCAAUCACAAAGCUGAGCUCAAAGCAAUGGCAACGGAGAUCGCAACAAAACACGAGGAGCUUGUUGUCUUGGAAACCAGCCUAGAAUCAAAACGCAAGUCAGAGCUCGAUCGCCUGGAGGCAGUCCUAAAGGAAACCAAUCAGGUUCAGCUAGAGGCACAGGAGGCGGAGUUAGAACACCGGCAUCAGGAAGAGAYGGAGGAGCUGGAGAAGAGGAUGCUGGGUAAUAUGGACACACUGGAGACCACGUACCUGAGGGAGAUUCAGACUCUGCGCGAUCAGAAGUCUGCGCUUGAGGCGGAGCGUGAAAGGUCAAGGCUUAACCAGGAAGUGGAGAGGGAUGGGUUGGCGCAGCAGUCCAUCAGGGAGGAGCUGAGGAAGGAGCUGGCUCAGCUUCACAUGGAGAAGUUUAGCGCCAUGGCAACAGAGCUCAGCCACACCCACCAGAAUGAGUUGACAAUCCAGAAAGAGGCCUUAGAAGCUAAGUCGUCUGUCCAGAGAGAGGCCUUAGAAGCUCAGUUGUCUGUCCAGAGAGAGUCCUUAGAAGCUGAACACCACACGGCUCUGGAGGCUCUCAGGAAAAAGGUCUUGGAGUUGGCGCAACAGCACUGCACUGCCUUAGAGGAGCUCACACGCACCUACACCUCAGAGACACAGCAACUCAACACACAGCACCAGCAGCAGCUUCAGGAGCUAAAGAGUGCGUCUGCGAGAGAGCUACAGGCGUGUCGCCGGGAGCUGGAGGAGGAGUCAUCACGGCAACGGCUGCACUUCCUGGAAGAGGUUGAGCUUCUGAAGGCCCAAGCAGAGGAGAGACUUGAGCAGAAGACCAGCCAACUGAAGGCGGAGUUUGAGGAGCAGAAGGAGGCGGAGCUAGCAGAACAGAGGCAGAGCUUCAGGUCUGAGCACGAGCAGAAGGAACAAAGCUACACCGAUAAGAUGAGCCAGCUCACUGCACAACUGCUACAGCUGGACACUGUGGUGUCACAGCUGCGAGCGGAGGUGGGUAGUCUACAGGGGGAGUUGGAGGGGAAGAGGUCAGAGAUGGAGACCCUGGAUACACUCCUCCAACGGCGAGAACGAGAGAGUCAGGAGGGAGGCAACCUCCUCAACAUGCUUACUGAGGACCUACACACUGCCAAGGAGGAGAGGCAGUCUCUCCUGUCAGCUAAUGAGAGGCUGAGGAAGGUUCUGGUUGAGGUGGUUUUGAGCACCAUGGCAAUGGAGGAGCUAAUUGGCCGCCGGGUCAACGCCUGUGUCGGGGUCAAAGGUCAUGAUCAGGGUGAGAGUCCAGGAGAGGGAACAACCAAUCAGGAGACAGGUGUCUCUGUAUUAGACAUGUCGACCGGUGAUCUGGAUCUCUCUCAACGUGUGUGUGAGAGCCUCCUACUGGCAGAGUCCCAAACAAACUCUGGAGGAGAGGAAGCAGCCCUGGGAGAGGAGGCAGCCCUGGGAGCCUGCAGCCAACUACGCCACUCUGUGGACACACUCCUGGAGCUCCUCACACACGCUAACACACAGUUGGAGGAGUCUUGUUCUGUCCAUCUGUCUCUGGAGGAGAGAUUUUCCCAGGGCCGUUCAGACUCCUCCCAGAUGCUGCUCCAACACCAGCUCGUAUUGGAUCAGCUGGACCAGGAAGCGGGGCUAAAGAGCAAGCUCCAGCUGGAGCUCCACAAGGCCGAGGAGUCUUUGUUUUAUGUGUGUGUGUAUACUGUUUUUGUGUGUGUAGGUCUGUUGGAYGGCUAUGUYGCUGAGAAGGCAACCCUGGAAGAAUCUCUACAACAAAAGGAGGCUCAGGAAGAACGGCUUGUUGAGGAGCUAGAGGGCCUCKGGGCGCAGCUGCACCAGAAGGAAGGCCUCACCUCGGAGCUAGAGAACCUCAGGGUGCAGCUGCAGGAGCUCAGCGAGGAGCACAGUCUCCUCCAGCGCCAGAAGAUUCAUCUCACCGCCGGACUGGGAGAGAGAGAAAAGGGCCUCCUGGUUGAGGCAGAUCGUCUGGGCCAGGAGAGGCUGUGUGUGCAGCGGCAGGCGGAGAAAGACCGCAGCUCACUGUCGCUGCGCCUCAGGGCUCUGGAGACCGAGCUAGAGGAACAGGAGAACCAGGGCCUCACGGCGGAGCAGCAGCACAGGGCUCAAUCAGAGGACCUCCAGCAGCGCGUCCAGGCCCUCGAGAAACAGCUCAAACACGACAGGCAGUUUAUAGACGAGCAGGCAGUGGAGCGGGAGCAUGAGAGGGAUGAUUUCCAACAGGAGAUCAGAAAUCUGGAGGCUCAGCUCAGACAGCCAGCCAGACACUCUGCUGGGACCAGCAAGGGCCAYCGGAUUGAGGACUUGGUUCUGCAGGUGGAGAGCCUUCAAGCCCUCAUCAGGGACAAGACAGAAGACCACACCUCCCUGCUGGCAGCCAAUCAACAGGUCCAGCUCGAGGUUGCUGAGCGCAAUGAGGAGAUUGACAAGCUGGCUGGGCGAAUUAGGGAGCUGGAACAGGCGUUGCUGAGCAGCUCCGAGAGCAGCAGAGCUGUCAGUCAACUGGAGCAGGAGCUGCACAGAGCUCGGCAGAGAGAAGAGGAGCUCACACAGGAUAAGGAGUCAUUGCAGCAGCAGCAGUUGUCAAAUCGUCUCCAGAUUUCAGCGCUGCAGUCUAAACUGGACGAGACCCGUCACCGUUACCGUGACAACAACGCUGGCACCCCCGACCCCAUCCAGCUUCUCCGAGACACGUUGGACACGGCACAGCAAGACCUGCAGGACAAGGAGCAACAGGUGUGUGUUUUGGUUGGUCAAAUGGAGGAGACUCAGAGAGACCUGACCAUAAAAGAGGCGGAGUUAAACCACCUCACACUCCAGCUGGAGCUCCUGACCAAUCAGAACACGGAUACCAUCACCCAGCUUCACGACCAAGUCGCUUCUCUCAAAGAGACAGUUUCAGCCCUUACCUUUCGCCUGGAGGAGAGAGAGAUAGGAGAGGAGAAAGAGGAGAGUCUCCCAUCUGCUCUGUUAGAGGAGAAGAAUGACGAGAUAGACCACCUGACCCAGGAGAUACACAAGCUAGAACUGGAGCUGGAGACAGCCGGGGACAUCACGGCCUUCCAGACAGAACUGGAAGACCUCCGCUCCCAGGUGGAGCACCUCCGCUGUGACAUCAUCAGGGUGCGUCAGGACAAGCAGGAAGAGGAGGAGCGGCUUCAUGAGGUCAUCAGCACGCUACAGGCGGAGCUUAACACCCUUUGCCCCGCCUACCACGAGGUUAGCGACCUAUCACAAGAGGGCGACAGUGUUAACCCUUCGCCUGCUCCCAGCCCGGAACCUGCCAACUACCCCCAACCAGAGAGAGGAGGACCGAGAGGAGGAGAGGGCGACAGUCUUAAGCAGGAGAUGCGUCGCCUCCACUCCUCUUCUCAUUCUCGUUCUCUCCGUUCUCGUGUGGAGGCCCUGCAGGGGCAGCUGGAGGUGACGGUGGGAGAGAAGGAGGCGAUGGAGAGACUGCUGCUCUCUCAGGAGGAAGAGUACAGAGGACAGGGGGAGGAGAUGGGGAGGAGGCUCAGGGAAGAGAGGGAGAGAGGGGAUGAGGUAAAGAGAGAAUUCAAUCUAAAAGAGGCUGAGCUUGAAGAGGUGAGAGCCAGGAAAGAAGGGCUGGAGGAGGAGAGGGAUGCAGCUAUGGAGGAGAGUGGUCGCUGGCAGGCUCUUGCCCAGGAGACUAACUCCCUGCGAGGGGAGAAAACUCGGCUAGACUCCCUGGUCCUGGAGCUAAAAUCAAGGGUUGAAGAGCGGGAGAAAGAGACUGAAGCCCUGCUACAGACCGUGGUGGCUGUCGAGACGGCGAAGGCAGAACUUUCGUCAGAACGCGAGGCCCUGCGGAAGAGGGAGUGCCGACUCCAAGAGGAAAUAGAACGCCUCCAGCAGGAAGUGACKUCUCAGAGGGCCUGCCUCCAGGAAGUCAGCCGUCAGCUAGAGGAGAGGCGAGCCAACCAGGAGGAGGCUCAGAAGGAAGUGRUGACGUGUGCUGAGGAGACUCUGGCGAAGGCUGACGCUGCCCUGAGACAGAGGGAGGAGGAGCUACAGAGACUAGGGGCGGAGCAUCAAGCCCUGGGGGCUGAGUUAGCAGCUGUGAAGGAGGGUCUUUGCUCCAGCACGGAGAGAGCUGAGAAACUACUGGAGGAGGGACAGACCAAAGACCGGGCACUGGCUGACCUGGAAACGAAUAACCAGCAUCUGAAGGUGGAGCUCCGGGGCCUACAGGAAGACCUGGCCGUGCAGGAAGAGGAGCUGGCCUAUCAGCAAGGAGAACUGCUGCAGCUCAGACAGACCAGCAACCCGCACAACAGACAGACACACUCAUUGAAGGACAUCACGCCCAGAGGAUUCCAGGACGGUGUGUCUUGCAACGGGUCCCUGAGUUCUCCCGAGGUUCUCCGUCGACUGGACUGUUCUGAGGAGAGAACCAGAGAGGACAGGUUCCACCCCUCUGUUGUCCACGGUUCUAGACUGUCUGACCUCAGUGCUUUAAACAGCACAGGCCUGGAGCUCCAGGCUAAAGCCUCCCCCAGAGUAAGGCAAGACCAGCCCUGCCCAGGGACGAUCAGCCCAGAGCUGGGCACACACAGCACCCACUCCCCUGGGUCCAUCUCUGCCUCGGACAAUCUCUCCAUGUUGGACUCAAUGGACGCUGACAAGGUGCAUGAGCUGGAAGCCCUGGACCUGACGGCCCCUCCCUCAUCUCUUGGCUCCGCCUCUUCUCUGUCCGCYACGGAGUGGGCCAGUGAUGGAUAUGGCAGCAAUGUCAGUUCAGAGCUCGGUGUUAGACUCAAGGUAGAGUUGGAGCAGACAGAGAGACUGGAUGCUCAGUUCUUGGAGUACCUGCGUUGUCGAGGCAUGAACCCCGCAACCAACACACACACCGACAACACACGCACAGACAGUGCCGCCGGGAGUAUGAACUACAGCGACGAACUGUUGUCUCCUGAACUACAAGGUCUGUUGAAGAGAGUGUACCAGGAGAGCUGCAGGGUUCUCGCCCUCUCCCAAAGUAAAGCCCCUUCCUACUCUAACCACCUCUCAUUGGACCAGACGAUCUGUCAGUUAGACUCUAAAGCUCCUCCAAUGGGUUGGGAGCAGGAGAAAAGGGCGUUACAGGAAACUGUCAUCGCUCUGAGAGAACUGCUCUGUAGGAUGGCACAGAUACCGGAGAACUCGGUGGAUGCUGGUUGGAGCAGAGGGCUGCAGGCUGCAGUGAGGGGUGUGUUUGACUGUGAGAGGGCAGGGCUUCGCUCUGAGCUGCAGGCUUUUCUCUCCUCCCACCCUGAGAUYGACUCCACCCACCUCCUCCGUCAGCUGGAAACACUGCUACAGAGACAAGAGGAGCAGCAGCGUGUUGUGGGGGAGCGUCUGCUCUCUGCAGACAGACACGCUCUGCAGCUGCAGCACUCUCAGGAGGUGGAGUCAUCUAAAGGGGAGGUGUUAUCCAGGCUGAGGGCGGAACUAGAGGAGAACAGAGAACGACUUAACUCCUCCCACAGCACCCAGCAGGAACUACAAAGCGAGAUCCGCAAUCUCCGGCUGUGUAUAGAGGACUGUGAGGAGGCUGUAAGGAGGGAGGAGACCAGAGUCCAGGAGCUACAGCAGGAGCUGGACCAGGAGAGAACUCACACACACCUCCGGGAGAAGGAAGAGGAGCAGCAGAGAUCAGAGGUCGUGACCCUGAGGGGUCAGCUGGACCAGGAGAGGACGACCUCUAGUAACCUCCGACAGGAACUCCAGAUAGAACUCUCCCGCGGCCACCUCCUCCAAUCACAGCUUGACACACGUCUAGCCGAUGCCCAUAAGGAGCUGGAGGAGGAGUGCGCCCGUUCCGCCCGGCAACUCAACACUUUCCAGUCACAGGAAAAGAGUCGGCUGGAACACUUCCUGAAAGAGGCUCAGUCCCGCCUAGCCGACGCCCACAUGAAGAAACUGGAGGAGGAACGCGAGCGCUCUGCCCGGUGUCUCGAUGACAUCACACGCAGACAAGAAGCGGACGUGUCCCGAGACAGGAAGUUCAUCUCUGAGCUCCGCUCUCAGCUGGAGCAGGAGAGGAGGCAGGGGGAGGAGCUAGCCACAGUGACAGACGGGCUGAGGGCGGAACUUCUGCAGAACCGGAGGAGAGUAGAGGAGGAAGAGAGGAAGAGGAGAGAGGAGGCACAGAGAGAUCAGGAUGCUGCAGCCCGCCUCCGAGUUACUAUGGAGACACUCAAGGAGCAGAAGCAGGAGGCUAGUCGAGCAUUGGAGACGGAGAGAGAGCGUUCUGGUCGCUUAGGGGCGGAGCUCAAAGUGCUGAGGGAGAGGCUUCGAUCGGUCAAUGACAAGGAGAGGGAGCGGGAGGAACAGAGGGAGAGGGAGAGGAGGAAGGAGAGACAGGAGCAGACGGAGAGAGAGAGGCGACACGAGAGGACCAGCAACAAACUGUGUGAAUUGGAGUUAUUGCGGCAGCAGGACCAGCAGAGGAUGAGAGAUCUCCAGCAGACUCUGGCUGAGCUAGAGAGGGAGGAGAGAGAGAUGGCCACAGAGAGACUGUCCAACCGACACCAGUACAACUCCAGCCCACUCCAACCCAAGAAUAACASCUCGACUGGGCCAGACCAGACCAGCACAGCCCUAUACAACCACCAGUCUUCCUCUUCUUCCUCGGCACUGGGGGAGAGGUUGUCGAGGGAGAACUCUGACCUGUCGGCCUGCGUGAAGGAGCUGAGUCAGGAGAGGGUUAACCUGAAACACACCCUGUCCUGUCUGGAACGACAACUACGACAGGCAGAGACUGAGAACCGGCCCAGCACUGACCUCAGCAACAGCAAGUUCCAGCGACUGUAUCAGCGCUAUCUACGGGCUGAGAGCUUUAGGAAGUCUCUGGUCUACCAGAAGCGCUACCUCCUGCUGCUGCUGGGGGGCUUUCAGGACUGUGAACAGGCAACUCUCUGUCUUAUCGCCCGGAUGGGGGCGCACCCCUCGCCCCCCCACGCCCACACACACUCUCCCCUCUCGCGCUUCAGAGCUGCAGUGCGAGCUGUCAUCGCCAUCUCACGACUGAAGUUCCUGACCAGGAAGUGGCAGAGAGUCGUCAGGAGAGGAGUUACAACUACUGUCACUGUCAACGGACACAGUACAGCUUCCAGGACUGAGGUUUUGAGGCAGCUGCAGCCACUGGCCAAUCACAACUCCUCUCCACCUACUAGAGACAGCAGCCCCACCCAUACGGGUGUGGUCUCACCAAUGAAAUCACCCUUCAGGCUCCACAACCGAGUGUAUUCCAACCCGGUCCUGUCAACUGAGCCUGCUUCGUCCAGUGUUCUGUCCCAGGAUGCUGAGUGGUCUCUGACAGACUACAUCCACCACCUGGAGAACGUACAGCAAUGCCUGGGGGCUGCACYUCCAGUUAGCAGGGCUUACUUAGCCCCACCUCCAAGUUCCCCUGAUAUGAUUGGCUAUCGGCAGCGGUGGCUGCAAAAGAACAGGACAUGGCUGUACCUCAGCUGUCUGUCCCCCAUCUACCGGUACGGCCCAGGUGAGGACCUAACUACAAGUACCAGAAUAGACUGCUUCGUUACUAUCUCCCCACAUCACCCUCACCGCACUGAACAAACUACAAGUACAAACUACAAGUACCAGGAUGUACCUCUCAGGGUAGGGCACAAUCUGGUGUAAGCAGGCACAUGUGGGUAGUCACUACAUAGCCAUUCUAAAAUGGACAAUGGUCCAUUGAAUAGUUUUCUUCUGUACUGGGGGUGUUUUUCCACAGACACCUGGGUGUUCAUAUGUUUGUGUGUGAGAGAGAUUGUGUGUUGCCCUUAUCUGGUUCUGACACAUUUUCUCUCUCCUCCAGACUCUCCAUCUCUCCUCUCCUACCACAAGAAGUCUGACCGCUGAAGGAAGGAAUGAAGCAGUGUAUGAAUGCCUCCUUUCAAUCCAACAUCCUUAUGAUCCAUCUUUGUGUUCAAAUAUACAAUGGAAUGUAUUUGUCUAAUAUCUGAUUUAGAAAGUUAGAAUUUAAGACAUAAAAUUAUUUUUUUACGUUUUUUUUUUCCUACAGAUAUUUCUGUCGACCUCCGAAUAACUCCCUAAGAGGUCUUCUCACCCGAAUGCAUGUGUUUUUGAAAGUAUUAGAUCGCUAUUUUUCUACCUUAGUUUUAUACAAGUUUGUAUCUGAUUCUUUAUAUAUGUCCUUGGUUAUUAAUAUUUGUUAAAGUUUCACGUGGAUAAAUGUGUAAAGUUUCACACUGGAAUUCCAAGCUAUAGAUCAAAGCUGGUGGACAUGUUUUGUCAAGGAUUAGUUUUUUUAUCGAUCACCAUUUCUACAAAAUAAAUAUUUAAAUUGUGUGAUUACCUGC